AUGAGGGACGUCAGCAGCCAUGACAGCCGCCAUGACGAAGAAGUCAAUGAAUUCAAGGAGCUCCAAGCGCACCAUCACUUCCAACGUCGUCAUCGUGCCUCUGGCGAGCUAGAGCUUGGAGCGACCGAGAUCAUUGAAGGCCGCUUUGAUAUACAGCGUCAAGUGGUAGCCUCUUCAGGUCUCGCCGACAGCAAGCUCCGUCAUUUGUGGGAACAAAUUCGACCAGAUCUGGUCAGCGCUCUCUUUGCCGAGGCCGUGGGAGUCUGGUUCUACUGUAUUGCUGGCGAGACUGCCACGGCAACUUUUGUUCUGACAACGGCCGCAGGUCAAACUCAAGGAAAUCUCACCAUGAUUGGAUUUGCUUACGCCCUAGGAAUCACCUUUGCCAUUGUGGUCGCUGGUAGCACCUCAGGUGGCCACUUUCACCCCGCGAUCACAAUCGCCCAAGUCAUUUUCAAGGGAUUCCCGCUCCGAAAAGCGCCACUUUACAUCUUUGCUCAGCUCGUUGGGGGCUUCGUUGCGGCCCUUAUGGUGUACGCAAUGUACAAAUUCGAAAUGGACAGCUUCGGUGCGGAACUGAUUGCCGGCGGAAAGCGCGCCCAAAUUUUCACACCACAAGGCCCCGCCGGUAUCAUCGCCAUCUUUAAUACGCCUGGCCGGCCACUGGGUCAAGUUUUUGCGACGGAAUUCUUUGCUGACACUUUCAUUGCCAUGGUCAUCUGGUCUCAGCUCGACUCGCAGAACAUUUUCGUCCAGCCUGCCUCGGCACCUUUUACUAUUGGCCUAUCCUUUGCUGUCGCGGUGUGGGGCUUUUCUACGGGCACCAUCGUGACAAACACGGCAAGAGAUCUUGGUGCAAGGUUUGCCUGUGGUGCUAUCUACAAAACGUCGGAGUGCUUCCCUGCGAGAUAUAGCGCCCUGGCGGCUCUUACUAAUAUACCCGCCACGUUGUUCGGCGUCUCACUCUAUACAUUCCUGCUGAGCGACACGAGAAGGCCGCCCGCAGCCAUUGCCCUCGGGCAUGUUCACGACGACGAAUUACGGCGGUACGAGCGCAACACAAGCAAGCACGACGAGUUGCUCGAUGCGCGUAUCGAGCGCGCUAUCAGCAAAGGUGUCGAUCCACACAAGCUCGUGUCUAAGCGCUCCAAGGUCCCGUCCGUGAGCUCUGCCAAGCCCGUGCGACAACUUUGAGUGUACUUUUUGAGACGACAGCUCAGAGAGAUGGGGAGAAUGAGAGC
Molecule: messenger RNA, 1241 nt
Organism: Acaromyces ingoldii
Lineage: Eukaryota; Fungi; Basidiomycota; Exobasidiomycetes; Exobasidiales; Cryptobasidiaceae
Product: aquaporin-like protein
Exons: 5
Coding region: 1-1194 (397 amino acids)
Biological process (GO): water transport; glycerol transmembrane transport
Cellular component (GO): plasma membrane
Molecular function (GO): water channel activity; glycerol channel activity
Source: RefSeq, a predicted model, not a curated record